AUGCACAUGGCUCAGCAAAACGACCCUCAAGAUGAGGAUCUCCGGAUCCAAAUCAUGUCUGCAGGCGAACCUCCGCGUCCUGCCGUCAUCGAGGAGGAUUUUCUAGAUGAUGUAUUUGGCUCUGAUGCAGGAUCCGCCGUCUUUGAUGGCUCGGAACACGGCGCCGAGGCUAGAGAAUCCCACCCGUCCGACACCCGGCGGCUGCAAGCAGAGCACACGACGGCUGGUUAUCGCGACGGCAUCACCGCAGCCAAGGCCAAGAGCAUCCAGGCGGGAUUCGACGAGGGGUUCGGUCUGGGUGCCAACAUUGGGCUCAAGGCUGGGCAGGUCCUAGGAUUCUUGGAGGGCAUCACGAGCGCGCUGCGGGCCGCUGAUCGUGACGAUGGCGGCGGCGGCGAUGACUACCGCGAGGCUCAGCGACAUCUCGAAGAGGCGCGGAAAGAGCUGAGCACAGAUUCAAUCUACGAUGAAAAGUACUGGCUACCCGACGGCACCUGGAGGUUCGAGUUGCCGUCUGCCACGGCCGAGGGCGACGUGGUGUUCGAGGACAUUGCCGGCGCUCACCCGCUCGUGCGCAAGUGGAACGACGUCGUCAAGGAGCAGCUCAGCAAGUGGUCGGUCGACGUGCAGAUCCUUCAGCACGCUGACGAGAUCGGCGCCGCCCCCGCCCCGGAGAAAAAGGAAAUCAAGCUCGAGCAACAGGCUCGCGUGCAACUCGAUUGGUAA
Messenger RNA from Pestalotiopsis fici W106-1, 726 nucleotides. RefSeq lists its product as uncharacterized. The coding region runs from base 1 to 726 and encodes 241 amino acids. The record is from RefSeq and is a predicted model, not a curated record. The transcript has a single exon. NCBI's taxonomy places the organism in Eukaryota, Fungi, Ascomycota, Sordariomycetes, Amphisphaeriales, Sporocadaceae.